AGCUGCUGCCACAACAUCCAAAGUUAGCCCAUAAAAUUUAACCAACCUAGCUAUCAGGAGUCGCCAUAGCCUGCUGCCGGCCAUGGGAGCACUACAAGCCCACCACUUCUCCUCUUCGGCGCCGCUGGCCGCCGCCGCCCUCGCGCUGCUGGCGCUCUGCUCGUACUACCUGCUCGUCGUCGUCGGCCGCCGCCGCGGCGGCGUCGGCAAGCCGGAGAAGCGGUACCCGCCCGUGGUGGGCACGGUGUUCCACCAGCUGUACCACGUCCGGCGGCUGCACGACUACCACACGGACCUGUUCCGGGGGCGCAAGACCUUCCAGCUGCUGGCGCCGGCCGGGCGGCGGCAGAUCUACACGUGCGACCCGGCCGUCGUGGAGCACAUCCUCCGGACCAACUUCGCCAACUACGGCAAGGGCGCGUUCAACUACGAGAACAUGACCGACCUGCUCGGCGACGGCAUCUUCGCCGUGGACGGCGACAAGUGGCGGCAGCAGCGGAAGAUGGCCAGCUACGACUUCUCCACGCGGGCGCUCCGCGACUUCAGCGGCGCCGUCUUCAAGCGGAACGCCGCCAGGCUCGCCGGCGUGAUCUCCGAUGCCGCGGAGGCCGGGCGGCCCGUGGAGUUCCAGGGCCUCGCGCUCCGGGCGACCAUGGACUCCAUCUUCGCCAUCGCCUUCGGCCUGGACCUCGACACGCUGGCCGGCUCCGGCGAGGGCACCCGCUUCGCCGCGGCCUUCGACGACGCCAGCGAGUUCACGCUUCUCCGCUACGUCAACGCCUUCUGGAAGGCGAUGAGGUUCCUCAACGUGGGGUCCGAGGCGGCGCUCCGGGACCGGGUCAAGGUCGUCGACGAGUUCGUGUACAAGCUCAUCCGCGACAGGGCACAGGAGCUCUCCUCUGGCAGCAAGGCACAGGACCACCCUGAUUCGAGGCAAGACAUGCUGUCCAGGUUCAUCGAAGCGGCCACGGACGAGUCCGGGACGGUGGACUACAAGUACCUGAGGGACAUCAUCCUGAACAUAGUGAUCGCCGGCAAGGACACGACGGCGGGGGCGCUGGCGUGGUUCCUCUACAUGGCGUGCAAGCACCCGGAGGUCCAGGAGAAGGUCCGCGAGGAGGCCGCAAGGGCCACCGGCGCCAGCGAGACGGCGACCGCGGAGGAGUUCGCGCAGAGCCUGACCGACGAGGCCCUGAACAAGAUGCACUACCUGCACGCCGCCCUGACGGAGACGCUCAGGCUGUACCCGUCGGUUCCCCUGGAUAACAAGCAGUGCUUGGGCGACGACGUCCUGCCCGACGGCUCCAGCGUGAGCAAGGGGGACAUCGUGUUCUACGCCCCGUACGCCAUGGGCCGGAUGAAGUACCUGUGGGGCGCGGACGCCGAGGACUUCCGCCCCGAGCGGUGGCUCGGCGGCGACGGCGGCGAGUUCCAGGCGCAGAGCCCGUUCAAGUUCACGGCGUUCCAGGCCGGGCCGAGGAUAUGCCUGGGCAAGGAGUUCGCGUACAGGCAGAUGAAGAUCUUCGCGGCCGUGCUCCUCCGGUCCUUGGCGUUCCGCCUCCGCGACGGCGAGGGGGAGGACGUCGGCUACCGCACCAUGAUCACGCUCCACAUCGACGGGGGGCUCCACCUGUCGGCGACGGCGAGGUGAGCGGGGCUGCCUGGUCCUGGUGGGUGGUGGCUAGCCCGCUCGCGCCGGCCUGGGCGCGUCGCGUCGCGUCGCGGCAUCAGGCAGCUGGCUGGCGCCCUCCGCGAGCGACGGAUCCCUGGACUUGCACGAGAGUAGACGAGCACUAGUGAUGCCGUGCAGCCACUCGCGCACCGCGUGUCCGCGUCGCCCGGUUGGGAGUAUAGUAUGGUAACAUCAGAACAUGGCAUGGGAAUAAAGUUGCGCACGGUCAGUGUCGCCGCGGUGGUGCCGUGGUACA
Panicum virgatum (switchgrass) is the source of this 1928-nucleotide messenger RNA. Its product is annotated as cytochrome P450 704C1-like. The coding region runs from base 83 to 1651 and encodes 522 amino acids. NCBI's taxonomy places the organism in Eukaryota, Viridiplantae, Streptophyta, Magnoliopsida, Poales, Poaceae. Gene Ontology annotation, molecular function: heme binding; iron ion binding; oxidoreductase activity, acting on paired donors, with incorporation or reduction of molecular oxygen. The record is from RefSeq and is a predicted model, not a curated record. The transcript is spliced from 4 exons.